Molecule: messenger RNA, 993 nt
Organism: Gloeophyllum trabeum ATCC 11539
Lineage: Eukaryota; Fungi; Basidiomycota; Agaricomycetes; Gloeophyllales; Gloeophyllaceae
Product: cytochrome P450
Exons: 8
Coding region: 1-993 (330 amino acids)
Molecular function (GO): monooxygenase activity; heme binding; oxidoreductase activity, acting on paired donors, with incorporation or reduction of molecular oxygen
Source: RefSeq, a predicted model, not a curated record
AUGUCUAGCCAAAAUCCCCGUUUCAAAACGUACCGUCGCAUAUUGAACAGCGGUCUCAAUCCACGGGCUGUUCGAGCCGACAGAGAACUGCAGGAGCGUGAAGUCCGCGUGCUCCUUCGAGGACUGGCGAAGUCGCCACAAGACUUCCACGCUCAGCUCCGGAGAAAUGCUGGAGCAGUAGUGCUCAACCUUGCGUACGGCUGGCAGGUCGAAGAGAACGAUGAUUAUCUCGUGUCUCUUGCGGAGGAUGCCUUCGAGAUCUCAGGCAGGAUCCAGAAACCAGGGAGGUGGCUUGUUGAUGUCAUACCCAUUUUACGUUUCAUCCCAUCGUGGUUCCCGGGAGCAGGUUUUCAGCGUGAGGCGGCGGAGGCUCGGAAACAGCUCAGUAAAAUUGACUCUGUCCACCAUACGUGGGCUAAAAAGCAAAUCGUACGCGAUUACACUCCAUCAUUCACGUCACAGCACCUAAAGCCGGAAGAUGGUCGUCUGCCCACCGCGGAAGAGGAAGACAUACUCAAGUGGUGCACUGCAGCCUUCUACGCUGGAGGCGCGGAUACGACGGUAGCUGUAAUGACCACUUUCAUCCUUCGCAUCACCCUUCACCGUGAUAUACAAAAGAGAGCACAGAAUGAAAUCGAUGACGUGGUAGGCAGAGAUAGAUUUGCUGUUCCCGAGGACGAAAAACGGCUUCCGCACGUUGCAGCACUAAUCCAGGAAGUCCUCCGUAUUGCGCCCGUCGCACCAUUUGGGCUUCCACACCGUGUCACGCAAGACGACGAGUAUCUCGGAUACCGUAUCGCGAAAGGGGCAACCGUAAUUGCCAACAUAUGUAUUCUCUCGGCCUUUACGAUUCUCAAGCCAUUGAACGAGAAAGGACAAGAAGUAGACCCGAUCAUCGAGUACACAAGUGGAGUCACGAGCCAUGCUAAACCGUUCAAUUGUCGCAUUGUUCCUCGUGACUUGCCGUUAUUGUCACAUAUCUUGGAGUUCUGA